This is a messenger RNA of Ipomoea nil (Japanese morning glory), 721 nucleotides long. Its product is annotated as multiprotein-bridging factor 1a. Gene Ontology annotation, cellular component: nucleus. The record is from RefSeq and is a predicted model, not a curated record. Gene Ontology annotation, molecular function: DNA binding. Bases 83 to 502 code for a protein of 139 amino acids. NCBI's taxonomy places the organism in Eukaryota, Viridiplantae, Streptophyta, Magnoliopsida, Solanales, Convolvulaceae. The transcript has 4 exons.
AAUCCUCACAACUCAGGUUCACGACCCGACUGAAACAUCUUCUUUAGAGAGAGAAAAGUAGGGAAUAGAUAGAGAGAGAAAGAUGAGUGGGAUAACGCAAGACUGGGAGCCCGUGGUGAUCCGCAAGAAGGCGCCAACCGCCGCCGCUCGCAAGGACGAGAAAGCCGUCAACGCCGCCCGUCGCUCCGGCGCCGAGAUCGAAACCAUCAGGAAAUCUAAUGCUGGCACAAACAAAGCUGCCUCCAGUAGCACUUCUCUGAACACCAGGAAACUUGAUGAAGACACAGAGAAUCUGACUCAUCAAAAGGUGCCAACUGAAUUGAAGAAAGCUAUUAUGCAAGCUCGGCAGGAUAAGAAAUUGACCCAAUCUCAACUUGCUCAACUCAUAAAUGAGAAGCCACAAAUCAUUCAGGAGUACGAGUCUGGAAAGGCAAUUCCAAAUCAGCAGAUAAUAGCGAAAUUGGAGAGGGCUCUUGGUGCGAAACUAAGAGGAAAGAAAUAAACUUUAGUCUUUGCGAAAAUAAGCCAUUUUCAGUUAACAGUGUCUGUUGAGUCCUAAAGAGUGGUGUUGUACAUGAACCUUGUUCUUUGAUCUCACGUUUAAUCCACUGUUGUGCUCAGCUAUGGAAGUUAUGGCUUUAAGGACAAGAUUUGCUGUGUAAUGUGAUUGUGUUUCAGUUUACAAUAAAUAUGAGGUGACUGGUUGUUUGAUUUCUCUGUU